UUUUGUUUCCGGGGAACCCCCACCUGCGGGGCACUCGGGCAUUUCCUCCCUGGAGUGCAGUAGGCCCCCGCCCCUCACCUCCUUAGCGCCUGCCUUCCUUCCUGCCUUAUCACUCCCUGUGGUCGGCCAAACGCUCCCAGACCUGCAGCCAACACUGAGCUCUGCUGUUCCUUCUUGCUUUCUGCCUGCUUCCCUCGUCACAGGCCCCGCUUGGGUCUCUGGUGGACACCUCGGGGGACCAGUGGUCCUGGCUGUUGGAGCAGCAGCUUACAGAUCGCAGAACUCCCCUCGGGCCCUGACCGUGACUGCACCGGAGGUCCCAGGCUGCUUGCUAGUGGCCUCGUGGUCUGCGAGCUUCUCGCUGAAUUCCGAGGGGACAGAGAGCAUGGCUACAGGGGCACCAGUGUCCGACCGGGGUGACGCCGUCGAGAUGGAGGACCCGGCAUCCCGCUUCCAGGUGCAGAAGCACUCGUGGGACGGGCUCCGGAACAUCAUCCACGGCAGCCGCAAGAACUCAGGCCUGAUUGUCAACAAGGCUCCACACGACUUCCAGUUUGUGCAGAAGACGGACGAGUCGAGCCCCCACUCCCACCGCCUCUACUACCUGGGGAUGCCUUAUGGCAGCCGCGAGAACUCCCUCCUCUACUCGGAGAUUCCCAGGAAGGUCCGGAAAGAGGCCCUGCUGCUCCUGUCCUGGAAGCAGAUGCUGGAUCACUUCCAGGCCACUCCCCACCAUGGGGUCUACUCCCGGGAAGAGGAGCUCCUUCGGGAGCGGAAACGCUUGGGGGUCUUUGGCAUCACCUCCUAUGACUUCCACAGCGAGAGCGGGCUCUUCCUCUUCCAGGCCAGCAAUAGCCUCUUCCACUGUCGCGAUGGGGGCAAGAAUGGCUUCAUGGUGUCCCCCAUGAAACCCCUGGAGAUCAAGACCCAGUGUACCGGGCCCCGGAUGGACCCCAAGAUCUGCCCUGCCGACCCUGCCUUCUUCUCCUUCAUCAACAGCAAUGACCUGUGGGUGGCCAACAUCGAGACCGGCGAGGAGCGGCGGCUGACGUUUUGCCACAGAGGUUCAUCCAGUGUCCUUGAUGACCCCAGGUCUGCAGGCGUGGCCACCUUUGUCAUCCAGGAGGAAUUUGACCGUUUCACUGGCUACUGGUGGUGCCCUGCGGCCUCCUGGGAGGGUCCAGAAGGCUGUAAGACACUACGGAUCCUGUACGAAGAGGUUGAUGAGUCAGAGGUGGAGAUCAUUCACGUGCCCUCUCCCGCACUAGAAGAAAGGAAGACAGACUGCUACCGGUACCCCAGGACAGGCAGCAAGAAUCCCAAGAUUGCCUUGAAGCUGGCCGAGUUUCAGACUGAUAGUCAGGGCAAGAUCGUGGCGACGCGAGAGAAGGAGCUGGUGCAGCCCUUCAGCGUGCUCUUCCCCAAGGUGGAGUACAUCGCCAGGGCCGGGUGGACCCGGGACGGCAAGUAUGCCUGGGCUAUGUUCCUGGACCGGCCCCAGCAGCGGCUCCAGCUCGUCCUGCUGCCCCCAGCCUUGUUCAUCCCCACCACCGAGAACGAGGAGGAGCGGGUGGCCUUCGCCAGAGCAGUGCCCAGGAACAUCCAGCCGCACAUAGUGUACGAGGAGGUCACCGAUGUGUGGAUCAACGUGCACGACAUCUUCUAUCCCUUCCCCCAGUCAGAGGGAGAGGAUGAGCUCUGCUUCAUCCGUGCCAACGAGUGCAAGACUGGCUUCUGCCACUUGUACAAGGUCACCGCCAUCUUAAAGCCCAGUGGCUACGACUGGAGUGAGCCUCUCAGCCCUGGGGAAGAUGAAUUUAAAUGCCCCAUCAAGGAGGAGAUCGCGCUGACUAGCGGUGAAUGGGAGGUUUUGGCAAGGCACGGCUCCAAGAUCUGGGUCAACGAGGAGACGAAGCUGGUGUACUUCCAAGGUACAAAGGACACGCCCCUGGAGCACCACCUCUACGUGGUCAGCUAUGAGUCGGCAGGCGAGAUCGUGCGCCUUACCACACCUGGCUUCUCUCACAGCUGCUCCAUGAGCCAGAAUUUCGACAUGUUCAUCAGCCACUACAGCAGCGUGGGCACACCACCCUGCGUGCACGUCUAUAAGCUGAGCGGCCCUGAUGAUGACCCUCUGCACAAGCAGCCCCGCUUCUGGGCCAGCAUGAUGGAGGCGGCCAGCUGCCCCCCGGAUUACGUGCCCCCGGAAAUCUUCCAUUUCCACACACGGUCAGACGUGCGGCUCUACGGCAUGAUCUAUAAGCCCCACGCUGUGCAGCCAGGAAAGAAGCACCCCACUGUCCUCUUUGUGUAUGGAGGCCCCCAGGUGCAGCUGGUGAAUAACUCCUUCAAAGGAAUCAAGUAUUUGCGGCUCAACACGCUGGCGUCCCUGGGCUAUGCCGUGGUCGUGAUCGAUGGCAGGGGCUCGUGUCAGCGAGGGCUUCGGUUCGAAGGGGCCCUGAAAAACCAAAUGGGCCAGGUGGAGAUCGAGGACCAGGUGGAGGGCUUGCAGUUUGUGGCCGAGAAGUAUGGUUUCAUCGACCUGAGCCGAGUUGCCAUCCACGGGUGGUCGUACGGAGGCUUCCUCUCGCUCAUGGGGCUGAUCCAUAAGCCCCAAGUGUUCAAGGUGGCCAUCGCGGGCGCCCCGGUCACAGUCUGGAUGGCCUACGACACAGGGUACACUGAGCGCUACAUGGACGUCCCGGAGAACAACCAGCUUGGCUACGAGGCGGGUUCUGUAGCUCUGCACGUGGAGAAGCUGCCCAAUGAGCCCAACCGCCUGCUCAUCCUGCACGGCUUCCUGGAUGAGAACGUGCACUUUUUCCACACAAACUUUCUUGUCUCCCAGCUGAUCCGAGCAGGAAAACCUUACCAGCUCCAGAUCUACCCCAACGAGAGACACAGUAUCCGCUGCCCCGAGUCCGGCGAGCACUAUGAAGUCACACUGCUGCACUUUCUACAGGAAUACCUCUGAGCCCCCGCCGCCCGCCGGGGCUGCACAUUCAGAGCACAAGUGGCUUUGCCGCCGCCGCCGCUGCCGCUGCCACUGGGGGAGCAGGCGGGAGGGCCUGCGGCACCUCCUCCCGCGGCCCCCUCUGGACAGCACCCCCUCCCCCAGCCUUCGCCUUCGCUGCCCCCCACGCCUUUUCUCAGUUUUGUAAUGCUCCUGGGAUUUUUGCCUGCUGCCUCCCGGUUGCCAGGACGGAGGGAUGAGUCCCCCAUCCAAGAGGCACUUCCUCAGGCCAUCCCCUCCCCUACACGAGGUCUGGGAGCUGGAGCCUCCACCCCACCAGGCACCCCGGGAGGCCCGAGGACACUGGGCGGGGCGCCUGGCCCUCCGCACCUGGCCACAGGGAAGCAUGCGUUUGCCGUCCCUUCCAGACCCGCCCACUUCAUAUUGUGUUUUGUUGGGGGGCGUUUUUGAUGAUUAUUUAAUACAAAGCAUAGGGUGCCUAAACCUAGAAUGGGGUCCGCUCCCGGGCCGCGGAGUUCCACCCAGCCAGCACCCAGUUGGGGGGUGGGGGGAGCGGUGCGCACAGGGCCGCCCCCUCCCGCCGCCCCCCAGCGUUCAGGCCUGAGCCCCGUGGGUCAGUGUUCGGCCGGCCCGCCCCGCGCACGCCACCCCCCCCCCCACACACACACCGGGGCUCCCGCCUCGGAGCGGACCCAUCCCCGCCUCAGGGUUAUCCUUCCUCCCUGUUCCUUCCGCCAAGAGUUCUGCCGGGGGCGGGCAAAAAGAAAAAGAAAAGAAGCAAAAAAAGAAAAAAAAGAAAGAAAAAAAAACCACCCCACCAGAAACGAACCACCUCUACAUAUUAUGGAAAGAAAAUAUUUUUGUCGAUUCUUAUUCUUUUAUAAUUAUGCGUGUAAGAAGUGGACUCAGUAAACGAUUCCAGAUGGAAGCGCAGCCGCCUGCCUCAGGUUCCUUCCAAGCCUGGGGCUGGGGGUGGGGGUUCCUCUGACCUGGCGGGGUCCCAGGAGGUGCCAGAGCCCUAAGCUUGCUGGGGCUGUGAGGGCCUCAGGGAGGAUGCCGGGGUGACCCGAUGCAGCCCCCGUCAGUCCCCUAGGGACCCAGCCCAGGAUGUCAUGGCUGGCCCGGUCCUCGCUGCAGGCUUCCUCAGGGUGACAGCAUCAGCCAAGGUGCAUGUCCUUCUGGCUGGUUCCUCUGCACUGGCUGCCUUUACUUUGUAUCUCUGCUUGUCCAGAGGCUUGACUCUGUGGUUCCAGGAUCAGGGACCACCUACCAAGGAGGGCAGGCCAUUCCCUUUUCACAUUUGCCCUAGCACCCGACACCUAGGGAUACUGGAAGCUGCCUGAGCAGAUGGCACUCUGGUACUGAAGCUCCCAACAGCACCAUGGCCUCUCCUGGCACCUCCACCCUCUCCAUACUCUGGGAAGUUCUGCUUUUAUUUUUAAUGGCUUAACAAAUAAAACUGUAGUGCUUUUAAAAGGAUA
Messenger RNA from Nyctereutes procyonoides (raccoon dog), 4455 nucleotides. It is a transcript of the gene DPP9, whose product is annotated as dipeptidyl peptidase 9. Gene Ontology annotation, molecular function: dipeptidyl-peptidase activity; serine-type peptidase activity. Bases 386 to 2974 code for a protein of 862 amino acids. The record is from RefSeq and is a predicted model, not a curated record. Gene Ontology annotation, biological process: proteolysis. Lineage: Eukaryota; Metazoa; Chordata; Mammalia; Carnivora; Canidae. The transcript has 20 exons.